AUGGGUGACCUGAGCGGGUGCCGGGUGCUGGUGUGGGCUCUCCUGGCCCUGCUCUGGGUGCAGAAGGCAGAGACCCAGGGCAUGGAGUCGAGCUGGGUGGACAUAGGGGCUGCCAAGGGCAGUCGGAGGAUGGACACUGCCCAGCAAACGAUCUUCAUCCAGUCCAUCACCGCUUUACCCACCAUGAGCGCCCUGAACCCCGCGCACAACGGGCGGGUCUGCAGCACGUGGGGCGACUUCCACUACAAGACCUUCGACGGCGACAUCUUCCGCUUCCCCGGCCGCUGCAACUACGUCUUCUCCGCGCACUGCGGGGCCGCCUACGAGGACUUCAACGUCCAGCUGCGCCGUGGCCUGGCGGGCUCCAGGCCCACCAUCACCCACGUGGUCCUCAAGGCCCAGGGGCUGGUGCUGGAGGUCUCCAACAGCUCCGUCCUCAUCAACGGGCGGCGGGAGGAGCUGCCCUACAGCCAGGCUGGCCUCCUGGUCGAGCAGAGCAGUGACUACAUCAAGGUCAACGUCCGGCUGAUGCUGACCUUCAUGUGGAACGGAGAGGACAGCGCCCUGCUGGAGCUGGACCCCAAGUACGCCAACCAGACGUGCGGCCUCUGUGGGGACUUCAAUGGGCUCCCGGCCGUCAACGAGUUCUAUGCCCACAAUGCCAGGCUGACCCCUCUACAGUUCGGGAACCUGCAGAAACUGGACGGGCCCACGGAGCAGUGCCAGGAUCCCCAGCCCUCCCCAGCUGACAACUGCACGGACAGGGAGGGCAUCUGCCACGGCACCCUGCUGGGCCCCGCCUUCACUCAGUGCAACUGGCUGGUGGACGCCGACCCGUACGUGGCCGCCUGCACCCAGGACCUGUGUCGCUGCCCCACCUGCCCUUGCGCCACCUUCGCCGAGUACUCCCGCCAGUGUGCCCACGCGGGGGGCCAGCCGCAGAACUGGAGGCGCCCCGACUUCUGCCCCCGGACCUGCCCCCUAAACACGCAGCACCAGGAGUGCGGCUCGCCCUGCGCGGACACCUGCUCCAACCCCGAGCGCUCCCAGCUCUGCGAGGACCACUGCGUGGACGGCUGCUUCUGCCCCCCAGGCACGGUGCUGGACGACGUCACCAACUCGGGCUGCCUGCCGCUGGAGCACUGCCCCUGCACCCACAGUGGCCGCGUCUACGCCCCGGGGGCCUCCUUCUCCACCAGCUGCAGCUCUUGCACCUGUUCCGGGGGACUGUGGCAGUGCCAGGACCACCCGUGCCCGGGGACCUGCUCCGUCCAGGGCGGGUCCCACAUCUCCACCUACGAUGAGAGGCUCUACGACAUGCACGGGGACUGCAGCUACGUCCUGUCUAAGAAAUGUGAAGACAACGGCUUCACCGUGCUGGCCGAGCUGCGGAAGUGCGGCCUGACGGACAAUGAGAACUGCCUCAAAACAGUGACACUGAGCAUGAGCGGCGGGGCCACGGUCAUCCGGAUCCAGGCCAACGGCGGGGUGUUCAUGAACUCCAUCUUUACCCAGUUGCCCGUGUCAGCAGCCAACAUCACGGUGUUCAGGCCCUCGACCUUCUUCAUCCUGGUGCAGACGGGCCUCGGGCUGCAGCUGGAGGUGCAGCUGGUGCCCCUCAUGCAGGUGUUCCUCAGGCUGGACCCCGCCUACCGAGGCCAGAUGUGCGCCAAGUACAUGAGCACCUGCCCCAAGUCCCAGAUCUACGCCUACGUGGUGGAAAGCUGCCAGCCCACCUGCCAAGCCCUGAGCCAGGCCGAUGUCACCUGCGGCGUCCCCUUCGUGCCCGUGGACGGCUGCACCUGCCCCCGCGGCACCUUCCUGGACGACGCCGGCAGCUGUGUGCCCGCCGAGGCCUGUCCCUGCUACUUCCGAGGCUCCGUGGUGGCGCCCGGGGAGGUGGUGCAUGACAAUGGCGUGGUGUGCUCGUGUGAGGGCGGGAAGCUGAGCUGCCUGGGAGCCCUGGAGCAGACCACGACAGGCUGCGCGGCCCCCAUGGUGUACCUGGACUGCGCCAACGCCUCGGCGGGCGCCCCCGGGGCCGAGUGCCUCCGGAGCUGCCACACCCUGGACGUGGACUGUUUCAGCACUCACUGUGUGUCGGGCUGUGUCUGCCCCCCGGGGCUGGUGUCCGACGGGAGCGGAGGCUGCGUGGCCGAGGAAGACUGCCCCUGUCUGCACAACGGUGCCGCCUACAGGCCCGGGGACACCAUCAGGGUCGACUGCAACACCUGCACUUGCAGGAACCGCAGGUGGGAGUGCAGCCAGCGGCCCUGCCUGGGCACCUGUGUGACCUACGGGGACGGCCACUUCAUCACGUUCGACGCCGAGCGGUACAGCUUCGCGGGCAGCUGCGAGUACACGCUGGCCCAGGACUACUGCGGAGCCAACGGCAGCACCAGCGGGACCUUCCGCAUAGUCACCGAGAACAUCCCCUGCGGGACCACGGGGGCCACCUGUUCCAAGGCCAUCAAGCUCUUCCUGGAGAACUAUGAGCUGAUCCUCCACGAGGGCAACUACAAGGUGGUGCAGAGGGGGCCGGGCACAGACCUGCCCUACAGGAUCCGGUACAUGGGCACCCACCUGGCCAUCGAGACCCGCAGGGGCCUGGUCGUGUCCUGGGACCGGAGGACCAGCGUGUUCAUCCGGCUGCACCAGGAUUACAAGGGGAAGGUCUGCGGGCUGUGCGGGAACUUCGACGACAACGCCGUCAAUGACUUCACCACGCGGAGCCAGUCCGUGGUGGGCGACGCUCUGGAGUUUGGAAACAGCUGGAAAUUCUCCCCGACCUGCCCUGAUGCCCCGGCCCCCAAGGACCCCUGCAUCACCAACCCCUACCGCAAGUCCUGGGCGCAGAAGCAGUGCAGCAUCAUCAACAGCCCCACCUUCGAGGCCUGCCAUUCUCAGGUGGACUCCACCAAGUACUACGAGGCCUGCGUGAGCGACGCGUGUGCCUGCGACUCCGGGGGCNACGUGUCCGUAAAAACCAGACAGACAGGUCGCCCCCAAACGGGCGAGUCCCUGAGGGACAGGCGGCACAUGGCCGGCAUCGCCCUUAGCUUCUGUCUUCCAUGCUCAGCCCUGUUCUGCGACUACUACAACCCCCAAGGAGAGUGCGAGUGGCACUACCAGCCGUGUGGGAGCCCCUGCCUGAAAACCUGCCGGAACCCCAGUGGACACUGCCUGAUGGACCUGCCAGGCCAGGAAGGCUGCUACCCAAAGUGUCCGCCCAGCAAGCCGUUCUUCAGUGAGGACCAGAUGAGGUGUGUGGCCCAGUGUGGCUGCUACGAUGACGACGGGAACUACUACGACGUCGGUGCCCCCGUCCCCACGGAGGAGAACUGCCAGAGCUGGUGAGGGGCGGGGCCUGGAGGAAUGCUGUGCCUGCCGCCCCUCCCAGCCUGCACGUGCACCUACGAGGGCAGGACCUACGGCUACGGGGACGUCAUCUACAACACGACCGACGGGCUCGGGGCCUGCUUGAUAGCCGUCUGCGGGGACAACGGGACGAUCAUCCGGAAGGCCGUGGACUGUCCGGGAACCCCGUCCACCACGCCCUUCGCCUUCACCUCCACCUCGGUCCCGCCCCGCCCCGCAGGUCCGGUCCCCACGCUGUCCACCGUGUGCGUGCGCGAGCUGUGCCGCUGGUCUGACUGGUACGACAGCGGCCGUCCAGAGCCCGGCAUGGGAGGUGGGGACUUCGAGACGUUUGCAAACCUGCGGCAGAGGGGUCACCAGGUCUGCCCCGCUCCAGCCCGCAUCCAGUGCCGGGCGCGGCUGCUUCCAGACACGCCGCUGGAGCAGCUGGGCCAGAAGGUGGAGUGCGACCCCCAGCGGGGGCUCCUGUGCCUCAACAGCGAGCAGGACCCCCCCUUCUGCCACAACUACGAGCUGCGGGUCCUCUGCUGUGACUAUGUGCCCUGCAGCACCCCCCCAAGCCCAGGCACCAGCCAGCAGCCAACCCCCAGGCCCCUGCCCCCCUCCACCAUCCAGGCAACAACGGCCUUUACCUCACAGACAACAGAGACCCAGGCGGCCACCUGCCAGCCCCGAUGUCAGUGGACCGAGUGGUUCGAUGAGGAUUACCCCAAGUCCGAGGAGGCUGGGGGGGACAUCGAGUCAUACGACAAGAUCAGGAGCGCCGGGGGCUCCGUGUGUGAGCAGCCUCGGGACAUAGAGUGCCGGGCAGAACACUUCCCGAACAGGAGGCCCGAGGAGCUGGGGCAGCUGGUGCACUGCGACCCCGGCUUCGGCCUGGUGUGCAGGAAUGACGAACAGAUAGGCCUGUUCAAGAUGUGCUACAACUACAGAAUCCGCCUGCUGUGCUGCAGCCAGGACCACUGCGGGGAGCACACUACUGCCACCGCCACCCCUGCCACCUCCACAGCCACCGCCACAGCCGCCACCACCACUGUCACUGCCACCACUGUCGCCACAGCCAACGCUUCCACCACCAUCUCCAUGGCCACAGCCACCACCAUAAAAUCACCAGCCACGAGCACAUGGACCCAGCCAGGGAGUAGCCCCGGGGUGACACAGGGCCCCCUGAGCAGCACCACAGCAGCGCCUUUCCUCUCAACAGGACCAGUGCUCCCAGCAACAUCCUCCAACCCCAGCCAUACGGACACACUCAUGACGUCUGCCACAAGGAACCCCACAUCUCCUCCAGGCUCCACAAAGUCCACAACCCUGCAGGGGACCCUGGGGGGGACCUCGCAGGAACCCACCCCAUGGUCACAGAUGACACAAACCUCCACAGCUCACCCAAGUACUAAAGCAUCGGCGGGCACUCUUGGCACAGUCUCCAUGAGCCCACCAUCCCCGUCACACACCAGGACAAGCACACCAAGGGUGGAAACGUCACAGGGCACCCAGAAGCCGAUGGCCACCACUGAGGCCACCACCAGCCAGGGCACUACCGGCUGUGAGCCCAAGUGUGAGUGGACAGAAUGGUUUGAUGUGGACUUCCCCACUUCGGGAGUCACAGGCGGAGACAUGGAGACCUACGACAACAUCAGGGCUGCUGGCAGCAAGAUGUGCCAGGAGCCACAGAAGAUUGAGUGCCGGGCAGAGAGCUACCCCGAAGUGAGCCUCGACCAGAUCGGGCAGGUGGUCACCUGCAACCUACGGGCCGGACUGGUCUGCAGGAACCAGGACCAGAAGGGACCGUUCAGCAUGUGCUUCAAUUACAACAUCCGUGUGCUCUGCUGUGACCAUGCCAGCCACUGCCCCACCUCCUCCACACCGCUGCCAGUGACGUCCACACAGACGCUGCCCACAACGGCCACCACCAAGACACAACGCUCCUCCCCGAGGAUAACCGACAAGAUCACCAUCCCCACAACUGAAACAGGACUCUCUACUUCAAGGACCACCGAGAGGCUCUCUGUUCCCAGUCCCUCUGCCUCUCCAGCAUCCCCCAUUGCCGAGACCACCAGCACCCUGCUGGGCACCACUCCGGGCCCUUACACAGCCACCUCCACGGCCACGGGGCCCUCAGCCACGGCUCAGACCACGCCCAUCCUGACCUCCGGCCCCACGACCUCAGCGGCCACGGCCACUGGCUGUCAGCCUCGCUGCACCUGGACAGACUGGCUGGACCAGAGCUACCCCAUGUCCGGGGCCUCUGGUGGGGACUUUGAGACCUACGCCAACAUCCGCGCAGCUGGCGGGUCCGUCUGCGAGAGGCCGGUGGCCCUGCAGUGCCGGGCCGAGAGGCUGCCGGACGUCCCCCUGCAGGAGCUGGACCAGGUGGUGCAGUGCGACCUGGACGUGGGCCUGGUGUGCCGCAACCAGGACCAGGGCGGCCGCUUCAAGAUGUGCCUCAACUACCAAAUCCGGGUGCUCUGCUGUGAUGACUACAGCCACUGCCCCAGCACGCCCAGGCCCGGGACCACAGCCACCCUCAGCAGCACGGGCUCAGAGACAGCGCGCACCACAGGCUUCUGGACCACGACUACCACCCCGCCACUCCCCUCAGCCCCCGGGACCACUGAGACGGUUUCCAAGGCCACCACUGAGACGGGUCCCUCCUCUGCAAAAACCGAGAGGGUCACCAUCCCCACAGCUGAAACAGGACCCUCUACUUCCAGGACCACACAGAGCGUCCCCGGCACCCAGACUCCUCGCACCUCCCUCAGCACCACCGAGAGGCUCUCUGUCCCCAGUUCCUCUCCCUCUGCAACAUCCCCCACUCCCGAGACCACCAGCGCCCUGCUGGGCACCACUCCGGGCCCUUACACAGCCACCUCCACGGCCACGGGGCCCUCAGCCACGGCUCAGACCACGCCCAUCCUGACCUCCGGCCCCACGACCUCAGCGGCCACGGCCACUGGCUGUCAGCCUCGCUGCACCUGGACAGGCUGGCUGGACCAGAGCUACCCGAUGUCUGAGGCCUCUGGUGGGGACUUUGAGACCUACGCCAACAUCCGCGCAGCUGGCGGGUCCGUCUGCGAGAGGCCGGUGGCCCUGCAGUGCCGGGCCGAGAGGCUGCCGGACGUCCCCCUGCAGGAGCUGGACCAGGUGGUGCAGUGCGACCUGGACGUGGGCCUGGUGUGCCGCAACCAGGACCAGGGCGGCCGCUUCAAGAUGUGCCUCAACUACCAAAUCCGGGUGCUCUGCUGUGAUGACUACAGCCACUGCCCCAGCACGCCCAG
Molecule: messenger RNA, 6656 nt
Organism: Miniopterus natalensis
Lineage: Eukaryota; Metazoa; Chordata; Mammalia; Chiroptera; Miniopteridae
Source: RefSeq, a predicted model, not a curated record